Messenger RNA from Camellia sinensis, 2070 nucleotides. Lineage: Eukaryota; Viridiplantae; Streptophyta; Magnoliopsida; Ericales; Theaceae. The record is from RefSeq and is a predicted model, not a curated record.
GUCAAGAAUGUCUUCAAAAUUCACCAUUUUCUUCGUCACACAGAUCUUCUCCUUCCUGUUUAUUUUUCUGUCUCAUGGAUCCUUCACAGAAGCUCAAUCUAACGAUUCAAAAACUACAAAAAUCGGAGCUAUCAUCGAUGCGAAUUCCCAUAUUGGCAAAGAACAAAAAAUAGGCAUAGAAAUAGCAGCUUAGAACUUCAACAGCAACACUUCAAACAUGCACAAGCUAGUCCUCCAUUUCAAAGACCCUGGCAGAGACCCCCUCCAAGCAGUUUAUGCUGCUGAGGAGCUUAUUAAAGAAGAACAAGUACGAGUGAUUGUUGGGAUGGAGACAUGGCAUGAGGCAGCUGUAGUUGCAUCCAUCGGCAACCGAGAACAAAUCCCAAUCCUUUCACUGGCAUCAGCGGCCACCAUUUCACCGCCAUCGACCACCCUUCGUUGGUCUUUCUUAGUACAAAUAGCCAGCAAUGGCUCCCAACAAAUGAAUUGCAUGACAUCCAUUCUUCAAUCCUACAAAUGGAAAAAAGUAAUAGCGAUAUACGAAGACGAUACCUAUGGUAACAAUUCCAGUGGACUAGCUUUGUUAUCCGAAUCACUUCAUAGCAUUGGCACAGAGAUUGAACACCACUUAGUUUUCCCGCCAUUCUCUUCUCUUUCUGAUCCGCAAGGGUUUGUUCAUAAAGAAUUUGCGAGUUUGUUGCAUAAACAACAAUCUAGGAUUUUGAUCGUUCUUCAGUCUGUUAAUAUCACCCUAUGUGAAAGAGGUGAUACUCUUCAAUUUGAAAGCAUCCCAUAGCAUUCCUCUAUUGCGGCUGCCAACCGACAAGCCGCCAUAGUUGACAAUCCACCUUCGUUGAACAACAGCUGGCCACGUGCAAGGCCAGCCAGCUCCUUUCCUUCUCAUGUAUAAAUAGAGGUAGAGAGAGCAGAGAGAAUACAGUGAGUGGUGAGCUUAAGAGAGUUUACACAGAGAGAGAAUACAGAGUGUGUAAUACAUUUCUCUAUAUAGUGAAAUCCGCUGCCCGUGGACGUAGGCGACUUGCCGAACCACGUUAAAUCUCUUGUGUUAUUGCUUGUGUGUGUUUCCUGGUGUGCCCCCGAUCCACAACAAUUGAUAUCAAAGCUCGGGUAGUGAAAAAUUGAAUUUUUUCCGAAAGUGCCCAGAUUUGAAGUGCUCGAAAUCAACUUUUGAGCACACCACAAGCAAGAUCUCCAAGACAGGAGUCCAGAACAGCAAAAAUCAGCCCAAGAAGAGCAUUAACGCGCCAUCUGAAGAAGGAGAGUGAAGCCCACUCUCGAUACGCGCCGUUCAGCAACCGGCGCGUCAUCACACCGCAGACACAUGCCCUUACGCGCGGCAAGAAGAAGAAGGCGAGUGAUGCGGCCACCACGUCAUCCACCACGUCAGCACCAUGCAUCCGUUACGUCAGCGCUACGUGUCCGACACGUUAUCGCCACGUCAGCCAGGCUGCCAUGUCAUCUGACACGUGUCCUGCCACGUCAUCGCAGAGCCGUUGUCCGUGCCGUCAAGCCGUUGACCGCGCUGUUCCAGAGUAAUUAUCCGGUGCAUCUCAGACGUACCAGAUUCUGCAGAUCUGAACCGUCCACACUAUUUUGGCUCGAUCGAAGUCAUUUAGAGUCCGUUUUUGACGAUCCAAUAGUGCUUUCCAACUAUUUGGAGUAUUCUGGGCACAUCUGUACGGUCAGUUUUUUGAAUUGAAGUUUCUAAAAAAAAAAUAGUUUAAUGGAAGAAUCUACAAAGACCAGAUCAACUGAGUCCGUAAGUAAUCCAGCGAGUACAAGCAACUCUAGGCAUUGGACCCUAGUGUCCCAUGCUAUGUUUGAGGUAGAAAAGUUUGAUGGAAGUAGCAACUUCGGCAUGUGGAGAUGCGAAGUUAAAGAUAUGCUUGUUCAGAUGAACCUGCACUUCACUCUGGGAGACAAACUAGAUGACCUGGACGGGAUAGAAUGGAAGAAGGUGAAUCUCCUGGCUUGCAGUUCCAUCCGACUUUGCCUUGCAAAUGAGGAGAAGUAUGCCUUCACAUAAUAUGAUAUUGCGAAGGACCUUUG